This is a messenger RNA of Rotaria socialis, 408 nucleotides long. The record is from the annotation of a GenBank genome assembly. NCBI's taxonomy places the organism in Eukaryota, Metazoa, Rotifera, Eurotatoria, Philodinida, Philodinidae.
AUGGUUGUUGUGUUUCCGGCAAUAAUUUCUCUGGUCUUCAAUCUGCUUAUUUUUAUUCGAGUUUAUUCAUCUUCAAAACGUAUCCAGCCUGCAUCACAAACUGCUGGUACAACUGAUGCCAACGCCGGAACAAUAAAAUUAAGUCGUCGUGACCGUCAUCUACUACAACACUCAAUCAUUAUGUUUAUUGUUGUAAUGGCAGGCUGGUGCCCUACCUUUUUGAAUAUUGCUAUCGACUAUGCAUCAGUCGUAUCACCAGUCGUUUACGUCGUUUUGCAGCUUUGGUCAAUAGUUGGUGACAUGCUAAUUAUCAUCGAUUUGUUUAUAUACAAUCAUGAAUUGAAGAAGCUGAUUAGAGACAAAUUUCACAAUUUCCAUCAAAUGUUAGCACCUACUGCACAAACUUGA